Molecule: messenger RNA, 948 nt
Organism: Chaetura pelagica (chimney swift)
Lineage: Eukaryota; Metazoa; Chordata; Aves; Apodiformes; Apodidae
Gene: MECR
Product: mitochondrial trans-2-enoyl-CoA reductase
Exons: 9
Coding region: 49-948 (299 amino acids)
Biological process (GO): fatty acid metabolic process
Cellular component (GO): mitochondrion
Molecular function (GO): trans-2-enoyl-CoA reductase (NADPH) activity
Source: RefSeq, a predicted model, not a curated record
AAGGACCUGGAGCUGGGCAAGCUGGGGGACUCAGAUGUCCAUGUGAAGAUGCUGGCAGCUCCCAUCAAUCCCGCCGACAUCAACAUGAUCCAAGGGACCUACGCGCUCCUGUCUCCGCUGCCGGCAGUGGGAGGGAACGAAGGAGUUGGGGAAGUGCUGGAGGUCGGGAGGCACGUGAAGGCUCUGGAACCUGGGGACUGGGUCAUCCCAGCCAGCAGCGGCCUUGGCACCUGGCGGACACAGGGAGUGUUCCCCGAGGAGGAGCUGCUGAAGGUGCCCAGGGACAUCCCGGUACUUUGUGCUGCCACCCUGAGUGUCAACCCCUGCACAGCCUACCGUGUGCUGGCUGACUUCGAGACCCUGGCACCAGGUGACUCCAUCAUCCAGAACGCAGCCAACAGCGGUGUGGGCCAGGCUGUGAUCCAGAUUGCCAAAGCCUCUGGCAUCAAGACCAUCAAUGUGGUGAGGGACAGACCUGAUCUCCCAAAGCUGGUGGAGAGGCUGAUGGCCCUGGGUGCAGACCAUGUCAUCACAGAGGAGAUGCUAAGAAAGCCAGAGAUGAAAGAUAUAUUUAAGAACAUCCCGAAGCCCCGGCUCGCCCUGAACUGCGUCGGAGGCAAAAGCACGACGGAGAUGCUGCGGCACCUGCAGCCCAAAGGGACCAUGGUCACCUAUGGGGGGAUGGCAAAGCAGCCUGUGAUGGUGCCUGUGAGUGCCUUCAUCUUCCGGGACGUGCGGCUCCGUGGCUUCUGGAUGACCCAGUGGAGGAAGGAGCACGCUCAGGACCCCCAGGUCCUGGCCAGCAUGAUGGACGCCCUGUUCCAGCUCAUCCGCAGAGGACAGCUCAGCGCCCCGGCCUGCACUCAGGUCCCUCUCCAGGACUACAAGGCAGCACUAGAAGCUGCCAUGAAGCCCUUCACGUCCUCCAAGCAGAUCCUCCUCUUCUGA